AUGGGUACCACUCCAAAGAGGAGAAGAAGUAGCACACCCUCCGUGUCCCCACAGGCUACUCCGAAACGUCGCAGCAUGCGUGUCUUGCAAGAAAAAUUCACUGGGGCUCAUACAAGCGGUAGCAAAGCCUCUGGAACUAGAACUGUGGUGACGAUUGAUGAUGACAGUGAUGAUGGUGACACUACUAAGUCCAAGGCUAGCACUCCGGGUCAAGAGGAUAUUGAUAACAUUAGUGACAUGCAUGAGGGUUCCGAUAGGAAUGACAAUUAUGACCAUGAUGGGGAUGUACCUUUUGAUGAUUAUACAGAAAAACAAGGUGGCUCGGAUACCUUUUCUGGAUCUGUGGGUAGCAGUGUGCGCCCUAUUGGCGUUGAGCCGAUACUUGGCCUAUCCUAA
This is a messenger RNA of Prunus armeniaca (apricot), 396 nucleotides long. The record is from the annotation of a GenBank genome assembly. Lineage: Eukaryota; Viridiplantae; Streptophyta; Magnoliopsida; Rosales; Rosaceae.